Molecule: messenger RNA, 2862 nt
Organism: Rasamsonia emersonii CBS 393.64
Lineage: Eukaryota; Fungi; Ascomycota; Eurotiomycetes; Eurotiales; Trichocomaceae
Product: Tubulin-specific chaperone
Exons: 7
Coding region: 1-2862 (953 amino acids)
Molecular function (GO): nucleic acid binding; zinc ion binding; protein binding
Source: RefSeq, a predicted model, not a curated record
AUGAGUCAGAACUUCUACGAAGGUCAGCGAUUGUCCUUCGAGGGUGCACUAUGCACUGUUCGAUACAUCGGUGAGGUCGAGGGCACGAAAGGCGACUGGCUCGGGGUCGAAUGGGACGAUCCAACGCGGGGGAAGCAUUCCGGAGAGCAUAAGGGAGUAAAAUAUUUCACAUGCAAGAGUAAACAACCUACGGCGGGGUCGUUCGUCCGGCCAAAUAGGCCCGCCGAUCAGCCCCGGGGUUUCCUCGAGGCGCUGCGUCAGAAGUACGCAUCUGAAUUUGAAGAGGAGUUGGCGAGACGAAGCAAAGGCGAGGAUGCUGCUCGAUUGCACGACUUGAUCUACAUCGGCAGCAAGGUCGUCGAAGAAGUCGGCUUCGAGAAGAUCAGGAAGCAGCUCGCCGAAUUGCAGGAGCUGAGGAUCGUUCUCCUGGAUGGCUUACUUGUCGCAGGUGUCCUGGCUGAUCAUAAUAAUGAUGACCCUGAAAGGAGGGAGGAGGAAUUGAGAAGAAUCGAGAAGACUUGCCCCAAAAUUAUUGAGCUUGACCUCAGCCGAAAUCUUCUCCGGCGGUGGCUGGACGUUCAGGAUAUAUGCAAACAGCUGAAGCAGCUCAGGAGGCUGAAACUUAACGGGAAUCGUUUUGAGACUGUCCGGUCUGGUCUGGUAUUCAACGGCAUCUCCGAGCUGCAUUUAGACGAGACAUUCUUGUCCUGGGACGAGAUUGCCCUCCUAUCACAUCAAUUUCCCUCCCUGACAUCCUUGACGGCAUCUACGAACUACAUAUCGUUGAUAUCCAGUCCCCUAUCUACAACAAUUCGGAAUUUGACACUCGAACACAACGAAAUCACGUCAUUAUCGUCCAUUCGACUCCUCGCAUCGCUACCAAACCUCGAACGCCUUUCCCUGCGCGGAAACAACAUCAGCAGUGUGGUCUUUUCAGAGUCUACGAAUAACGAUGAUACUCCGUUUCAGUUCUCGCCUAGUUUGAAAUAUCUGGACGUUUCUCACAAUCGAAUCGACUCGUGGCUGUUUGUCAAUGCGCUUCCGACUAUCUUCCCCGGCCUGUCGUCGCUGCGAAUCUCUGACAAUCCGCUCUACGACCAACCCGUGGCGCCAACAUAUGUGACCAAUCUACCCGAGAAACCGAUGACGGUGGACGAGGCCUUCAUGCUGACAUUGGCUCGGCUCGGCGCUCUCACAACCCUCAAUUUCAGCAAGAUCUCCCAGCAGGACCGUACCAAUGGCGAGCUUUACUAUUUGUCUCUGGUCGGCAAAGAACUGUCCGCUUUCCCGCAGAGCGAAGAAAAGAACAUACUUUCCAAACACCCCAGGUACGCGGAACUGUGUGAGAUCUACGGCGAGCCGACCAUCAAGCGGGCCACAGAUGCCUCGCAGAGCACGACCAUCAACCCACGAUCCGUGGCAGCCAGACUGGUGAAUUUCAAGUUCUAUCUCCCCCUCUCUUCGCCAUUGGCCACCUCAGGGAAGAGAGAGCAAUCAUGUGAGAUUCCCAGGACAUUCGACAUCUACAGAAUCAAAGCCAUCGUUUCUCGUCUCUUCGAACUCCCGCCACUGAAAUUCAGACUGAUCUGGGAAACCGAUGAGUGGGAUCCUGUCGAGGAAGUCAAUAUCGGCGGGGAAGAAUGGGACAGUGAUAGCGAUGGCGAUCAAGAAGAUGUGAGGGUUAGCCACGAAACCGGCUCUGGCUCUGAAUCUGGCAAGAUGCAAGCCCCCGUCAUGACCAAAGAGGACGGAAGCAAAUUUGUCAAACGAGAGGUGGAAUUGACGGAUUCGACGCGACAGGUUGGAUUCUGGUUCGAUGACAACCUACGUGAGGCGAGAGUCCGAAUCGAAGCUCUUGGCUGUUCGAUAUGCAUGUUGAUGGGUGCAUGUAAAUACAUGGUACAUUCUCGACCUCAACCACAGCCGAAGUCAUCACAGUUUCAGUCCUACCAUCUAGGCUCUCUCGCAAUGGCAGAAUACUGGAAGUCAACGCCUAGGUACUGGUGCAAACACUGCAAGGUCUUCGUCCGCGACACUCCCUUUGAACGGAACCAGCAUGAAGCGACCGCGAAGCACCAGGCGAACCUGAAGCGGUUCCUCCGGGAAAUACAUCGCAACAACGAGCGCGAGGAGCGCGAGAAACAGAAGGCCAAAGAUGAGGUCCAGCGACUGAGCAGUCUGGUGUCGGGAGCUCCGGGGGCAAGGGCAGCCGAUUCAGCCCGGAAUAAUCGUCCUUCGGCGGCGUCUUCGGCGGAAUCGCGUCCGGCGACUCUGGAAGAGAGGAAAAAGCAGAUGGCUCAGCUCGCGGACAUGGGCGUGGCGAUUCCGGAAGAGUUUCGACGGGAUAUGGCCAUGGCGGGCGAGUGGCAGACUGUCUCUGAACGAGUGAUUAUGCCUCGUGAGGAGAAGGAGGAGGAAGAAGAGAAGAAGGAAGGGACAGAAUCCACGCCUCUGAACAUCGGUGUGCGAAAACGCAAACAUGAGGGUGAAGAGGAGGAGGAAGAGGAAGAACCGCAGAACAGGCCUGCCCGAAAGCCAUGGGGUUCUGCCACGCGAAGUUAUCCCGGUGCAGAGGAGGAUGACGAUCUGGAUGCGCUCCUCGAAAAAACCAAGGAUAUUAAGCGCAAAGCCCCCGUCUCUGAAGGUGUCAAGCCGGAGCCGAAAUCUGAAGAGACGGAAGGUCAACCGCAAAAUGAAGGGGCGCCGCUCGCCCCGGAAUCAGCCCCAGAACCUUCAAUCAAAAAGGAGGAGUCUACUGAAGGGGAUUCUCCCGCAGUUCCGCCGCCACCAGGAGGUGAUGCGCAGGAAGACGUACCGGGAGUGGUCUUCAAGAAGCGCAAAAACAAACCUUUGAAAAAGUAG